AGAGAAAGAGCGCAUACAGAGUGCGCAUUCACAGGCAUAUGGAGGAUCCAUUAGACACUUUAUUCUAAAAAAGAAGAAAAGAAAUUAUUGCCAUUUUUGCUAUUUUUUUAAAGUCUCUCUUUUUUUUGGUCUUUGAACGGGGAUUUAGAUCUUUUUUUUUUUUUUUUUUGGUGAGAGAAAGCGCCAAAAAAAAUGGGAGACCCGGAGUGGAGCGUACUGCUGGCGGUCCUGUGCGUCUCUUUGGCCAGCCUUCCUGCUGUCAUCCAGGGAAAGACGAUCAAAUACGAGACCUUUGAGGAAGACGCCGUGGGCACCGUGAUCGGAAACUUAGCCACAGACAUCUCAUCCUUUUCUUCUUCUUCUUCUUCUUCUUCCGGAGUUGGACGGAAUAAUAAUUUCAGGAUGAUGAAACAGUUCAACUCGUCCUUUAUUCGUCUCCGAGAGAGCGACGGCCAAUUGAGCAUCGGGGAGAAGAUGGACAGGGAGCGCAUCUGCAAACACGCGUCGCACUGUCUCAUUGCGUUCGACGUGGUCAGCUUCUCCAAAGAGCAGUUCAAACUCGUGCACGUCGAGGUGGAGGUCAAGGACAUCAACGACAACUCGCCGGCGUUUCCCCGCAGGGAGUCGAGUCUGGAGAUCUCCGAAAACACCGCGGUCGGGACGCGCAUGCCGCUCGACUUCGCCGUGGACGAGGACGUGGGAGUCAACUACAUCCAGAGCUACCAGAUCUCCGUGAACAGCCACUUCACGAUCGACGUGCUCAGCAGGGCCGACGGGGUUAAAUAUGCGGAGCUGGUGCUCAUGAAGGAGCUGGACCGGGAGACGCAGCCGUCUUACGCGCUCGAGCUGCUGGCCAUGGACGGAGGGAGCCCGUCCCGCACGGGAACCACGCGCAUCAACGUCAAAGUGAGAGACUUUAACGACAACAGCCCGGCGUUUGACCGCAGCAGCGUCUCCGUGGACCUGCCCGAGGACGCGGCGGUGGGCACUCUUCUGGUGGACCUGAACGCGGAAGAUCCGGACGAGGGUCUGAACGGCGAAGUGGUGUACGGCUUCGGGAACCAGGUGCCGUCGGAGAUCAGACAACUUUUCCGAGUGGACAGGAGGACGGGGAGGCUCACGCUGGAGAGCCCGGUUGACUUCGAGGGCAAGAACACGUACGAGUUCGACGUCGAGGCCAAGGACCUGGGCGCGAACCCGAGCCCCGCCAUUUGCAAAAUAGUGGUGCAGGUGCGAGACGUGAACGACAACGCACCUGAGAUCUCCAUCACCCCCAUGACGUCCAUCACCGCCGGGAUCGCCUACAUCACCGAGGCAGCGGCCAGGGAGAGUUUCGUGGGGCUGGUCAGCACCUCGGACAGAGACUCCGGCGCGAACGGCCAGGUGCGCUGCACUCUGUACGGACACGAUCAUUUCAAACUGCAGCAGGCGUACGAGGACAGCUUCAUGAUCGUCAGCACGAGCUCGCUGGACCGGGAAAAGAUCCCGGAGUAUAACCUGACGGUGGUGGCGGAGGACCUGGGCUCCCCGCCCUUCAGGACUAUCAAGCAGUACACCAUCAGACUCAUAGACGAGAACGACAACGCGCCCGUGUUCAGCAAGCCCGUCUAUGAAGUGGCCGUGGUGGAGAACAACGCUCUCGGAGCCUACGUCACCACGGUGGUGGCGCGGGACUCGGACGCCGGGUCAAACGGCAAAGUCAGUUACGAACUGGCGGACACCUACUUCAUGGGCUCCCCCAUCUCGUCCUUCGUGUCCCUCGACCCGGCCAGCGGGUCUCUGUACGCACUGAGGAGCUUCAAUUACGAGGUAAUGAAGCAGCUGGAGCUGCGCGUCACGGCCAGCGACGGCGGCGCCGGCGGUUCCCCGCCGCUGUCCGGCAGCGCCAACGUCUACAUCAGGAUACUGGACGUGAACGAUAACGCACCGUCCGUCGUUCAGCCGGUUCUCAAUAACGGUUCGGCCGAGAUCCUCCUGUCCCGGGACGCCACGGCCGGCACGGUUGUCACGCGCGUGGAGGCACGGGACGUGGACGAAGGCGUGAACUCUGAUCUGUCCUACGCGCUGACGUCAACAUCUGACCCCGGCGUGUUCGCCAUAAACAAAGUCACAGGAGAAAUCCACCUGAACCAGGCACUUGGCCAAACGGUGGACGAGACUCUGACCGUCACCGUAACGGUGAGCGACAACGGAAGACCCUCGCUCUCUUCCAGCGCCAUCCUCUACUUCGUAGUCAUCGAGGGCCCCCCGCCCAGCGUCAGGACCGUGUACCAGUCCGGCACCGGCGAGGACGUGGACGUCGAAGCGCAGUGGGACCUGUCCGUAGUUAUCAUCGUGGUCCUGGCCGGAAGCUGUACCCUCCUGCUGCUCGCCAUCAUCCUCAUCGCCACCACCUGCAACCGGCACAAGCAGAGCACCAAGGACGCAGAGGACGGCGACUCGUACGAAGGAAGACGAACCACGCACCUGGGCAGGAGCCACGCGGUGGACAACCCGCUGCUUUCCCUCCAGGGGGCCUCGGAAGCGGGAGGGGUGGGCGUCGACGGGUUCGAUGGACACUCGUCCUACAGCGGCCACGCGGGGGAGUUCUGUUCGGCUCACCCGGGGGGCAGUGACAUGUGCUCAGCCUCGGAGGACGGCAGCGAGGUGCCGUGCGUUUACGACUCCGACAGCAACAGCAACGUCCGCGGCAACAAACAUGAGGAAUACUCCACUCUGCCCGGCUACGGGAAUGUGAAGGAGGCCGUGAGACCCAUCACUAUCUGGAAAGGCAAUUCAUACACCACCAUCUCUGCCAGGGAUCCGGUGUUCAGUGGCAAAGACAGCGGCAAGGGAGACAGUGACUUUAAUGACAGUGACAGUGACGUCAGUGGAGAAACAGGCCUGAAGAGAGACAUGGGGACUGUCCCUGAAGCCAGUGGACAAAAUGCUCUGUGGGCCUGCACCAGUGAAUGUAAGAUCCUCGGACACUCAGACCGCUGCUGGAGCCCGUCAGCAGUGAGAGCCAACGCAGCUCCAUCUCCGGCUCCGGCUCUAACCCUGUCUUCCUUCGGCACCCUCCCAAAGACCGCUUCUUUACCCCGGGAUCCGAGCCGCAGAGAGAACUACUACCAGGCCCACAUACCUAAAACGGUGGGUCUCCAGAGCGUGUACGAGAAGGUGCUUCACCGGGAGUACGACUACGUCAUGGUCACCCCGCCCAGACCGGCGAGGAUGGAAGAGAUCGGUGAGGUCGCCAUCCCCGUUUACACUCCCUCCCCUUCGCGUCGCUCCAACACCGAGGCCUGAAAACGGGUUUCAGACCUGGAAUGGCGGGACUAUGGGGUUUGUUCGCAUACUGUACAUGAGGUCUACAUUUACAAAUUGCAAAUAUAGGCCAAAGACAAUUAUAUAUAUAUAUACAUAUCGGCCCUGGCAAAGAUUGUUGGCACUUUGGCAACCCACUCCCUUUAGGCCACACUAUUGCUAAUUGUCAAAUGCCAAAACUACUUUAAUAUAUACACAAAGGAUAGUUGAGCCACCUUUUUGUAUUUUUACACGCGCCCCACUUCGUGUUCACACUGAGACGUUUUCAACGUGGGCCCCAUGUUGAUGAAUGCCAAGAAGAAAUUGUAAAGCAUAUUUUCCAGUAUUUUAAGUUAUGAUCUAAUGACACACACACACACAGAGUAAUGUAUGGAAUCAUGUUAUGCAUUUAUAUCCAGAAUAUUUGUAAUUUUUGUCUUUGUCUAUUCGGCUGAACACGAUACAUGUAUUAUAAAACCAGAUUUGUACAUAAAAGAGAUUUUAUUUUUUUAUAAAUUAAUAAUAACCGCGCUAAAUACGUGUAAAUACGA
Messenger RNA from Cynoglossus semilaevis (tongue sole), 3836 nucleotides. RefSeq names its product protocadherin-8. The record is from RefSeq and is a predicted model, not a curated record. Gene Ontology annotation, molecular function: calcium ion binding. The coding region runs from base 193 to 3288 and encodes 1031 amino acids. Gene Ontology annotation, cellular component: plasma membrane. NCBI's taxonomy places the organism in Eukaryota, Metazoa, Chordata, Actinopteri, Pleuronectiformes, Cynoglossidae. The transcript has 4 exons. Gene Ontology annotation, biological process: homophilic cell-cell adhesion.